Knipowitschia caucasica is the source of this 411-nucleotide messenger RNA. NCBI's taxonomy places the organism in Eukaryota, Metazoa, Chordata, Actinopteri, Gobiiformes, Gobiidae. The record is from the annotation of a GenBank genome assembly.
AUGUGGGGCCCCAGACAUUUACUUUCGUUGUUGGAGCAGAAGGAGGACCUGAGGAAGCGUCUCUCGUACACGACGCACAAACUGGAGCUGCUGCAGAAUGAGUUCGACUCCACCAAAGUUUAUCUGGAAACAGAGCUGCGGCGAGCACAGGAGGAGCUGGACAAGUUCACAGACAAACUCCGCAGAAUACAGAGCGGAUACUCAGCGCUGCAGAGGAUCAACCAGGACCUGGAGGAGAAGAUCCACCGAGACACGCAUCAGGUGCCGGCCGUCGUGAACUGUGUGGGGAAGCUAACGAUAGCGGUGUUGUGUGUUAGCGUUAGCGCAGUUGUUGUGAUGACAGAGCUCAAGGCGAUGGUCCGUGUGAUGUUUGGAGACUCAGUGGGAAAUAACUCACUAGCUCAAUGCUAA